CGCCCACUCCCACCCACCCGCUAAUUCACCUUCACAUCCGGUCCCCCCCCCCAAUAACUGAGACCAUCCCACCGCUCUCGCUCGCAACCCACCUCCCCAAGCACAGACUUCCUCAACCACGCUGUCGGUAAUCCAAACAACUCACUCCCUUGCACACAACACACUGCCAAAAUGACGGAACCAGCAUCAUCUCAAGAUCACAAAAUCAACAGCGCCCUCGUCGAAGCCGAGAAGCUAGUCGCGCAGCUCAAAUCCUACACCGGCACCACCGCGGAGCACCUCGCCCUGCUCACCCAAAAUGAGGCGAUCCGCACUCAGCUCGAAGAGCCUUUCGACUCCGUGAACCGCCUUCUCGAGGAGCUCGCCCUGACCGGCGCCCUCUACAUGGCCAUCGAGAUCGGGAUCCUGGACAAGCUCCCCGCCGACGGGAGUUCCGUCAGCGCCGCCGACCUCGCGGCGGCUGCUAAUGUCGAUAUCUCGGCUGUCACGCGCUGCAUGCGCGUUUUGGCUAAUAAGAGCUUCGUUGUUGAGACGGCGGCGGAUGAGUACAAGCACAAUGCGCUCUCGCAGGUGUGUCGCCCUGAUGGCCUCGGCGCGCUGUUUUUGCUCAGUAUGGACCUGCAUAAGGGGUGGGCCGCGCUGCCGGAGUACUUCAAGACGCAUGCGCCGGAGGAUUUGUACGAUCUGAAGAAAUCGCCCAUCGCGUACGCGGUCGGGAAGGAGGGGCUGUCGUACUACGAAGUCCUAAACCUGGAUGUUACGACGAGGAAUAUUUGGAACAAGGCUAUGCAGGUUGCCGAUAAGGCGAUGCCUAUCCUUGGGAUGUUCCCGUUUAAGGAGAUGAAGGAGCAGGUGGAGAGGGAGCCGGAGAGGGCGUUCGUGGUUGAUAUGGCUGGGGGGAGGGGACAGGCGCUGUUGGCGAUCCAGGAGGAGUGUCCGGGUGGAUUCGGCGGGAAGUUGAUUCUGCAGGACUUACCGAUCGUUAUUGACUCGCUCGCGCCUGAGGAGAUUCCUAAUAUUGAGGCUACGGUUCAUGAUAUCUUCACCCCGCAGCCAGUUAAAAACGCACACAUCUACUUCAUGCGCCGCAUCCUCCACGACUUCUACAACCCCGUCUGUCUCGAGAUCCUACGCAACACCGUCCCCGCCAUGGGCCCUGACUCGCGCCUCAUCGUGUGCGACAUGGUGAUCCCGCAGCCUGUCGAGGUUGGGGGGAAUGCGCAUCCGUACUGGAUGGAUUUCUCGCUGAUGCUGAUUAGUGGGAAGGAGAAGACGAUGAGGGAGUUUGAGGGGAUGUUUGAGGAGGUUGGGUUGGAGCUGGUGAAGGUUUGGCCGUCGGUGUUGGGGGCGACGGUUAUGUUGGAGACGAGGUUGAAGAGGUAGAUAGUCGUUGGGGAUCGGCGGG
Messenger RNA from Pseudogymnoascus verrucosus, 1405 nucleotides. RefSeq lists its product as uncharacterized. Lineage: Eukaryota; Fungi; Ascomycota; Leotiomycetes; Thelebolales; Thelebolaceae. The transcript has 2 exons. Gene Ontology annotation, molecular function: O-methyltransferase activity. The coding region runs from base 172 to 1383 and encodes 403 amino acids. The record is from RefSeq and is a predicted model, not a curated record.